Messenger RNA from Durotheca rogersii, 756 nucleotides. RefSeq lists its product as uncharacterized. The record is from RefSeq and is a predicted model, not a curated record. NCBI's taxonomy places the organism in Eukaryota, Fungi, Ascomycota, Sordariomycetes, Xylariales, Xylariaceae. The coding region runs from base 140 to 646 and encodes 168 amino acids. The transcript has a single exon.
UCGAAGAGGCGUAGUCCUACUAGGGGAGGGAGAGGUUUGAACUUCUGAACUUAAGAUCUAUAGACGUAGAGACACAACCCCCCUCCCCCCCCUGUGAGUCGGUCCGAGACUCCGUCGCCCUCGGGACCCUCUAUCGAUAAUGUUGCCCCAUCUACAGAUGCAACAUGUACGGGCGAGGCAUAAACAGGACGGUCUCCGACGGGCUACCGAGCGAUGGGCGCAUCUGUCGAUUACGCCACGAAUAUUGGGUUUCUUCAAUGCCUACUGCACUGCCCUGCAUGCAUUAUCGGGAUGCAAGGUACACAAGGGUAGGGCGAGAAGGGAGGAGAUACCAGGGAGAGGAGAGGGACGAGGGAGGGAGGAGAGGGGAAGAAGGUUGUGCCGAAGAGCCACACUAGGGUGGGCGGUGCUCUCCACCGGGCUACCUACCUUCUCCCUCUCCACCACGACACCGCGGCUCCGAUGCCAUGAAUGUUGGAAAUACUGGAAAGCUUCGAAAACGCAUCCUCACCUGGCCAUCCCCAUGCGGCGCGUGGAUAUUGGAAUCGAUCGAGCAAGCCUGUCCCGGACCCGAAAACGCACUCCGGAUCUCGAUUUGCAUGCUUCUGUUUCCUACAGGGACGAACUAAUCUACCUAGGUAGAUAGUGGAGGGGGGGAGGGGAGAUGCUGAAGCAGGAUGGCUAACAAGGUAACGACAAGAUGAAACCAUGGUUUAAAAUAACUCGACCUCUGUUACUCAGCUGACGAUUAUUGAA